This is a messenger RNA of Zeugodacus cucurbitae (melon fly), 1213 nucleotides long. RefSeq lists its product as uncharacterized. The record is from RefSeq and is a predicted model, not a curated record. The coding region runs from base 86 to 976 and encodes 296 amino acids. The transcript has a single exon. Gene Ontology annotation, cellular component: mitochondrion. Lineage: Eukaryota; Metazoa; Arthropoda; Insecta; Diptera; Tephritidae.
GUUAUUGUCAAAAUGUGUUUACGAUUGCCUUAAACAUAAUUUAUUUACACCAAAUCAAACCAUAUUAGUCAAAAUUCCCGUUAAAAUGCGUUCUAUUCGAAUGGCAAGUAAAGAAUCCGAACGCUGUAAAGACCAACCAACCACAAGUCGACGCUUUUCGCCCGAAUGCCCCGUUGAGGUGCCUAAGAACACAAAGAAACCACACAAAUUCUUACCCUUGGUAAGGAGCGUGCCAUUAGCACCGCUACACUGCCGUUUGGCACACAAGUUGCGGCUUGCCAUCUACGAAGGCAACUCGGCAAAUCCCCGUGAGAAUACAUUUUUGAAGACCGCAAUUCGCCGUGUCACCGAGCAGGGUCUCUCUGCAAAUGAAGCACAGCAAAUUAUCAAUACUUACGCCGAUACGCGCAGCACACUACACCGUCAGCUCUUGCAAAUACGCUGCAACCGUAAGAUCUUUCUCAUCUGCACACUACGCUCGGUGAUUUCCGGCGAAUUGAGGUCACGCCUGUUGCCGCUGCUGCGUAACUAUAAUGCCAGCUACGUGCAUAUCAUGCACAACUUCUUCAGCAACGCCAUCAUUGAGGCGAUCAUCUCGCUGCAGACCUCGUUGGAUUUCAGCGAUCUCGAGGGUUCGAUAGCACGUGACGCGUACGCUUGUAAAGCGCAAAGCAUCGAAAUGGUCGACUACGAGACGGGCGCUGUUAACUUCAAAUGCGAACCGUCCGAAUUGGAAACGGUGCUGAAGGCAGUCACAGACAAGGGCUAUACGGUGCUGCAUACUGACUACAGUUUCAAGGCGAAGAGAUACAUAAAGCUGAAUGAACGCGAACGUGAGGAGUAUAAAAAGUUUCGCGCCAAAUUGUCGAAAAUCAACGACUUCGAUAUGUUUUUCGAUAAUGUAGCGGGGGAGAAGAACGUGGAUGAGGUUGAGUCGGACGUUAUAAGCGCCGAUGCGUUAGUUGAGACGGUGUAGUUUGCUUCUUCUGGCUACUGCUGGGGCCUAGUCGGGUUUUAUUUGCUGUUGUUUAACUAAAUUUUCGCGAAUGUAAAUCUUUUUCCAUUUUCUCUCUCCAAAUGCAGUUUGUUUUAUCAAGCACAGUGUAUCAUAAACACAUAUUUACUUCUAAAAUUUUACGUAGAAAACAUUUCGAGAAAAUUCAAUUUUGACAAUGAAAUUAUUUUUUUGAAAUAGACUAUAAAAGAAAUAUUA